Sinocyclocheilus grahami is the source of this 2389-nucleotide messenger RNA. RefSeq names its product zinc finger MIZ domain-containing protein 2-like. Gene Ontology annotation, biological process: regulation of transcription by RNA polymerase II; protein sumoylation. Gene Ontology annotation, molecular function: zinc ion binding; SUMO ligase activity. Gene Ontology annotation, cellular component: chromatin. The record is from RefSeq and is a predicted model, not a curated record. The transcript has 13 exons. The coding region runs from base 1 to 1830 and encodes 609 amino acids. NCBI's taxonomy places the organism in Eukaryota, Metazoa, Chordata, Actinopteri, Cypriniformes, Cyprinidae.
AUGGGGGCAGGUGAGGAAAGCAAAUAUUGUCCAGUGUCUGUGUGGCUGUAUUUAGUCUCUGCUCCUCGUGGAAGUUGUCAGGCGGACCAGUUUAACGGACAGGGCAACAGCCACAGCAGUCUGUCCUCAGGAGUUUCGGGAGCCGGGUACACCACCUUCAACCAAGCCGCCGUCAACGGGCCCGGACGUGCAAUGCCAGGAUACCCCAGCUCUCCUCUCCCAGGAAACCCCACUCCUCCCAUGACCCCCGGCAGUUCGAUGACCCCAUAUUUGUCCCCUGGCCAAGACGUCAAGUCGCCCUUCCUUCAUGAUGUCAAGCCCAAUAUUAACUCUUUGCAGCCCCCUACAGGAAACCCCAGUGAUGACCUGCGCCUGACCUUCCCUGUACGGGACGGGGUGGUGUUGGAGCCCUUUAGAUUGGAGCACAACCUGGCUGUCAGCAACCACGUCUUCCAGCUGCGAGACUCCGUGUAUAAGACCCUUAUGAUGAGGCCUGACCUGGAGCUGCAGUUUAAGUGCUAUCACCAUGAAGACCGGCAGAUGAACACUAACUGGCCGGCAUCGGUGCAGGUGAGCGUCAACGCCACGCCUCUCACCAUUGAGCGCGGGGACAACAAGACCUCCCACAAACCCCUUUACCUGAAGCAAGUGUGCCAGCCAGGACGCAACACCAUCCAAAUAACAGUCACGGCCUGCUGCUGUUCUCAUCUGUUCGUGCUGCAGCUGGUUCACAGGCCGUCUGUGCGCUCCGUGCUGCAGGGUCUGAUGAAGAAGAGGCUCCUGCCAGCGGAGCACUGUGUCACUAAGAUUAAGAGGAACUUCAGUAGCGGUACCAUCCCAGGAACUCCCGGCCUCAAUGGCGAGGAUGGUGUGGAACAGACGGCCAUCAAGGUGUCGCUCAAGUGUCCGAUCACCUUCCGACGCAUCCAGCUUCCUGCCAGGGGCCACGACUGCAGACAUAUACAGUGCUUCGACCUGGAAUCGUACCUGCAGCUCAACUGUGAGAGAGGAACUUGGCGUUGUCCUGUGUGCAAUAAAACAGCCCUUCUGGAGGGGCUAGAAGUGGACCAGUACAUGUUGGGCAUUCUGAUCUACAUCCAGAAUUCGGACUAUGAGGAAAUCACCAUUGAUCCGGUGUGCAGCUGGAAGCCGGUCCCGGUGAAACCAGACCUGCAUAUUAAAGAGGACCCAGAUGGCCCUGCCCUGAAACGCUGUCGCACCAUGAGCCCUAGUCAUAUGAUCUUGCCCAGCGUCAUGGAGAUGAUUGCAGCUUUAGGCCCAGCCUCCUCACCCUACCAGUCUAUGCCACAAGGUGGCAGCAGCAGCACGCCUGAUUAUCCCAUCCAAGGAGGCUCAGGAUAUUCCAACCAACCAGGCUUCUCAGAUUUCCCCAAUGCCCCCGGCACACCGACCCUGGGGGAGUUUGCCUCUGGGCCGCCCCCUCUCUCCUACCAGUCUGACCUGCCGAGUGGCCUCCUUACCCCUGAAAAACCUGUGGGACACCCGAUGUCAGGACAGGUGCCCCACUCUAGUCGCAUGGACCCUUCCCACAAUCCCCUUCAACAACAGCAGCAUCAACCUCUCCAUGGUAACUCCAACAUGGGUGGCCCCGGUGGACCCAUGCACUCCCGCAACUCCUCCCAGAAUCCCCGGAUGCACACAGACAGCUUUGGCCUGGGGGGCCCCGGGGGACCCGGCGACAUUUCAGAGCCGGCUCUUGAUCUUCUCCCAGAGCUGACAAACCCAGAUGAGUUGCUGUCUUACUUGGGUCCUCCAGACCUUCCCAACAACAGUAACGAUGACCUGCUCGCUCUGUUCGAGAGCAACUGAGCCCCCCGUCCCGCUCAUUCAUCAGUCGCACAUCGCCGUCCAACAUACAGCCUCCUGACCCCUCACACUCCCGGCUCGUCGAGGGGAGUUUUGGGAACAGAUAUCCGAUUACGUCUUUGCACUGUUUCCUCCUGAGACUGGAAUGCAGUGACUCGUGGGAAGGUGCAACGAAGAUCUUUUUUUGUUUGACUUUUCCUCCUGUGACAAUGUUACUGUUUGUCUGCUUCUCUGAACUCUGUGGAGAUUUUAUUGUGAAUUUCAGUUUGAAAGAGUUCCCGCUCUUCUCUCGAAUCAUUUGUAGAAAGACUCCUCAUCUUACAUCGGACUCGUGUGGUGUAAAUGACAUUGUGUGGGGUGGGUCAUUGUUUGUUUUUUUUUCAUUGCAGCUCCUGUUUUAAAUCUAAAUUAGAUGAGGAAUUCACUUCAGUGUUGAUCUAAAGUACUACACUUCAGAAAUCACACGGGGAAAGCCAAAGUGUCUCUGUUGUAACUUGAAGAAAACAAACACGGAUAAAUGUAAUUCUCUUAAUAAACAGGCAGACUUUUUAUUUCUAUUUUA